Molecule: messenger RNA, 1437 nt
Organism: Kickxella alabastrina
Lineage: Eukaryota; Fungi; Kickxellomycota; Kickxellomycetes; Kickxellales; Kickxellaceae
Product: trypsin-like cysteine/serine peptidase domain-containing protein
Exons: 1
Coding region: 203-1360 (385 amino acids)
Biological process (GO): proteolysis
Molecular function (GO): serine-type endopeptidase activity
Source: RefSeq, a predicted model, not a curated record
UUUGCUUUCUGGCUACAUCCUUUGUAGCAUUUCUUUGACUGACAAUAAAAUUAUUUAAGUUGCGGUUGUUGAAUGAUACAUGUAAAAUAAAUUUUCAUCAUUUUCCUUUCCUGUUGCCGACAACAAAUAUUUUACUAUUUUUUAUAUUUACUUUCUACACCCACAUCUACCAACUGCAUUUUUAAUUUCAAUAUUGCUAAGCAUGCGUGUUCUUUCUCUUGCGCUUCUUGUGGCGGCUGCAGUUGUGCCAGCAGCAGCUGGCGUUGCCAGUAUCCCUGAAGCCACCAUCCCGUCCAAGUCGCCAGUGCGCCGCCCCAGACAAAUCAAGCGUGAAGUCUCCCGCAUCAUUGGUGGUGUGGAAGCACCCAGCAACGAGUACAAGUUUAUCACGUACCUCGAAACCUCUAGCGUAUUGUUUGGCGGGUCCAUCUGCACAGGCAGCCUUAUUGCCUCUAACGUUAUUUUGACUGCCGCUCAUUGCGUUUUUGCUACAGACACCAUCAAAUAUUCGGCAGCACAAAUCCAGGCUGGCUUCACCCACGAUAUGCCUGACCCAACUCUGGAAUUCCACGGUUACAAUAUUUCCAAGGUCAUUGCUCACCCCGGGUUUACCAUGGAAGGUCUGAACGACGAUAUCGCUGUGCUCAUUCUUAAAACUCCCGUUGUAAACAGCAUGGUUACCAAGGUCAAGGUAUACACUGGGGAUUUCUAUUUGGACACGCCCCUGGGAGCUGCUGGUUUUGGCAUGGUUGACCCGCUAAACAGCACUGUCUCACCCGAUGUGCUGAUGAAGGUAGACCUCAGAGUUGGAUCCGAUGAGUUCUGUGAGAAGAACAAUAUCGGUUAUAACCACAAGUACCUAAUUUGCACUGACGGAACCGCUGGAAAGGACACGUGUUAUGGUGACAGUGGUGGCCCUCUGAUUACACCUGUUGAUAACGGCUCGGACGGUUUUGCUCUCCUUGGUAUUACUAGCUUUGGAAGUGAUAACGAGGAUAACCCCGAUGGAAUAUGUGCUAUGGCUGGAUCUUCGGGAUUCUACACCCGUGCAGCCACUUACGUUAAUUGGAUUGCCCAGGUUGCAAAUCUGAAUAUCAAGGACUUUACUAUCACCAACACAACAGCGCACGCAGAUGAGGGGAGUCACUCUAAUAUUGACUCGGAGUCAGAGUCGGGGCUCUCUAAUGUUGAAGAGGAUGAGGAGGUUAAGUCUGCGACCAACCCAACAACUUCAGUGACAGGUGGUGUAAAGUCCAAUGCCGAGUCCAGCUCGUCGGGAGCCGACAGAAUCAAGUUUAUGUCUGUUGGCGCUACCGUCCUUGCUGUGCUUGGUGCGGCCGUCUCUGCUAGUUUAUUUUAAUUAGUUUUAUUUUUUAUUUUAGCUGUGCUUCUUAUCAGUUUUAUAAUAACAUAAAUAUACCCUUUUAUCUAAAUUAA